Messenger RNA from Mercenaria mercenaria, 615 nucleotides. Its product is annotated as prostatic spermine-binding protein-like. NCBI's taxonomy places the organism in Eukaryota, Metazoa, Mollusca, Bivalvia, Venerida, Veneridae. The transcript is spliced from 6 exons. The coding region runs from base 1 to 615 and encodes 204 amino acids. The record is from RefSeq and is a predicted model, not a curated record.
AUGAUAUUUAUUUUGGUUGUAGUGACGCAGAUAACGAUUGUAAUUUUGACAAUAAUUGGCUGUAAUGGUGAAUGUGAUGAUGAUGAUGAUGAUGAUGAUGAUGUUAGUUAUGUUAAUAAUGAUAGUAAUGGUUAUUUGAGCUGGAUAAGUAAAGGGAGAUUACUGUUUUUGUUACGUACCGACUUCUACAAUACGUUUAUUUCCCUUUCGAAUGUGGACGAUGAUGAUGAUGAUAAUGAUGAUGAUGAAGAAGUAGAAGAAGGUGAGGAUUAUGAUGACGCUGGUGAAUAUAACGAAAGCAAUCACAAUCAGGGUUACACUCAUUCACCUAUGAUUUUCCCAUUUAGAGUAUUUGUAUCAAGAAUUGUUGGUGAUGGUGAAAAUAGUAAUGGUUAUAGAGACGAUGUAUGUGGUGGCGAUGGUGAAAACGUUGAUAAUGUCAGUCUUAAUGAUAAUAAAUUAGAUGUUUCUGAUGAUGUAAUAGUGAUGAUGAAAAUGCAGAAUACUCAAAGUGAUGGAGAGGGUACAUUUGACGGUGGUGAAUGUGAUGCCAAUUGUGAUGAUGAUACUAUUGGUGAUGAUGAUGGUGGUGGUGGUGGUUACGGCAAUGGUUGA